AUGACUGCUGCUACUGCCAACGGUAACCAUGCCAUCGAGGAUCCAGUUGUUGUGAAGACGCAAGCUGUAUCUCCUCCAGUCGAUGAGUCUACUCUUUUCGAAGAGCUUUAUCAAAUGAAGUGUUUUCGCACUGGAGAGUUCUAUCUAAAGUCGGGACAAAUGACCCCUAUCUACAUCGACUUGCGCCGUAUUAUGAGCUCACCACGUGUUCUUCGAAUGGCUGCCCAAGCUAUGUGUGAUAAAGUUGUUGCAAAAAAUAUCAAGUUCGAUUAUAUCGUCGGAGUUCCAUACGCUGCUCUUCCCCUAGCGACGCUCGUUUCUGAUAUUCUCAAUGUACCUAUGCUAAUGAAAAGAAAAGAAGCUAAGGCUUACGGAACGAAACAACUCAUUGAGGGAGUUUAUCAACCAGGUGGCACUGUACUCCUUGUUGAAGACGUUGUAACAUCUGGAGAAUCCAUUCGUGAGACCGCGGAAGCUAUUCGAAAAGAAAAUCUGAAAGUCAUGGACGCUAUCGCUGUUUUGGAUAGACAGCAGGGUGCGACUGCUAAUCUGGCAGAGGACGAUUUGAAUUUCCUCAGUUUUUUGACGAUGGAAGGAAUUCUUGACGGCCUCAUCACAAAAAAUGAGAUGACUGAAGACCGGAAGCAACAAAUCAUCGAGCAUCUUGCCAAACCAUUCUAA
This is a messenger RNA of Caenorhabditis briggsae, 681 nucleotides long. The coding region runs from base 1 to 681 and encodes 226 amino acids. Gene Ontology annotation, biological process: UMP biosynthetic process; pyrimidine nucleobase biosynthetic process. Gene Ontology annotation, molecular function: orotate phosphoribosyltransferase activity; orotidine-5'-phosphate decarboxylase activity. The transcript is spliced from 3 exons. The record is from RefSeq and is a predicted model, not a curated record. Lineage: Eukaryota; Metazoa; Nematoda; Chromadorea; Rhabditida; Rhabditidae.